AACUCCUGUCAACCACCCCAGACCGGUCUAUCUUUCACCAGCACUCCCGAGUAUCGCACCUAGUCACGACGACCACCACAUUUACACAGCCACAAACACACAAUGUCGACCACCGGUACGCAACCCGCGACGUCAGACGCGCCGAGGACCGUGCUCCGCGUCGGCACUCGCAAGUCGGCGCUCGCGCUGAUCCAGGCGGAAUACGUGGUGUCGGCGCUGCGCGCGCUGCACCCUCACGUCGACUUCGAGAUCAGGGGGAUGCACUCGACGGCGGACAAGGACAAGAUCACGGCGCUGUACAAGUUCGGCGGCAAGGGGCUGUGGACGAACGAGCUGGAGGCCGAGCUCAAACUGGGCCAGGUCGACUUCAUCGUGCACUCGCUCAAGGACAUGCCGACCGUGCUGCCGGACGGGUUCGUGCUGGCCUGCGUCACGCCGCGCGAGGACCCGCGCGACGUCGUCGUCGUCAAGAAGGGGCUGGAGGACAGGUACAAGACGCUGGCCGACUUGCCGGCUGGUGCCGUGGUCGGUACGAGUAGCGUGCGACGCAUGGCGCAGAUCAGACGAAGGUACCCGCAUCUGGAGUUCAAGGACAUGCGCGGCAACAUCGACACUCGUGUCAAAAAGCUGGAUGCCGAGGAUGGCGAGUUCACGGUGCUGAUCCUGGCUGCGGCGGGCUUGUUACGGACGGGGAAGGAGGGCCGUAUCACGCAGUACUUGGACAGUACGACGGAGGGCGGCGGCAUGCUGCAUGCUGUCGGUCAAGGUGGUCUGGGCAUCGAGGCGCGCGCGGACGACCAGAAGACGCUGGAUUUGCUGAAGGCCUUGGAGGACAACGAAGCUAUGUUGGCUUGUGAGGCUGAGCGAAGUGUCAUGCGAACGCUGGAGGGUGGAUGCAGUAUUCCUAUCGGUGUUGAGACACAAUGGGUAGGAGACAAUAAACUGAAAUUGGUGGCGACGGUUGUCAACGUCGAAGGCACCGAAGCCGCGGACGCUGAGAAGACUGAGGAGAUUAAGACGCGCGAGGAGGCUGUCGCGUUUGGCCUAAAAGUCGCCCAACAGCUGACGGAUAACGGCGCCCAGAAGAUCCUCGACGUGAUAAAUGCGGAGCGAGAAGCGAAUCAAGACAAAAAGGAGCCGUGGGUACCAGCAUAGAAACAGCAUAUCGCUCUAGAAGAAAACAACACGACAUGGAGCUGGGAAUAAAGGGGAUAAAAGAGAGAAAAAUGGUUGGGAUGAUGCUUUAUAGACUUUGCUGGCCAUCCAUCUAGAUACAUAUUUGCAAGCCUAGCUAGAAUCUCCGCGGAUGAACUUCGCCAUGAUGAUGAGAAUACCCCAAACGAGUUU
Molecule: messenger RNA, 1347 nt
Organism: Annulohypoxylon truncatum
Lineage: Eukaryota; Fungi; Ascomycota; Sordariomycetes; Xylariales; Hypoxylaceae
Product: porphobilinogen deaminase
Exons: 1
Coding region: 103-1155 (350 amino acids)
Biological process (GO): heme biosynthetic process
Cellular component (GO): cytoplasm
Molecular function (GO): hydroxymethylbilane synthase activity
Source: RefSeq, a predicted model, not a curated record